UCAAGGAUCCAGCAGAGUUCUGUAAGCAUCCCUCGAGGAUUGAUGCUGAAAAAGAGAAAGGAAAAAUACAGUAAAGCUGUUUCUGUGGAGGAAAUGGCCGUCACCCACAAAGCAGAGGCAACCAAGUCUCUCCUGAAAGAAAAUGUGGAUCCAGAAGUAAAAGUGGAAGUCCAGUGUGCUUCAGGCCUUCAGCCAGGAGAAGGAAGGAAGAGAGAAGAUCUCCCAGAACCUGGGAAGAUUAAGCAGGAGUUUAUCCAUCACGUGAAACAAGAGCCAGAGGAAGGUCCGUCGAGAAACUGGGAUGCCCAGCUGCAAGAGUUUCUGAAGACGCUGCAGGCUCCCGAUUCUGGGGGAGAAAGCCCCUCCUUGGCUUGGAGCGGCCCUAAAGCAACCCAGGCGCUCUCUCAGAGGAUGUGGGACGCCAGCAACUGUCCCAGAGGAGUGUGGAUCGCUCAGGCCCAGCCGCGCCUGGCCGGGGAAGCCCAGCGGGACGCUGAGAGUUCUCGGGAGGCCACAUCGAGCGGGAAGGGGCAGAAGGGGGCGGUGAGCGGGGCGGGGUCCAGGCUGGAGAAGCAGCGGCAGGAUUUCCGUCAGCUGGGCUACCAGGAGGCCGAGGGGCCUCGCGAGCUCUGCAGGCAUCUCCAGGAGCUUUGCCACGAGUGGCUGAAGCCGGAGAAACACACCAAGGACCAGAUCCUGGAUUUGGUGACGCUGGAGCAGUUCGUGGCCGUCCUGCCUUUGGACAUGCAGAGCUGGCUGCGGGAAAACGCUCCCAGGACCUGUGCCCAGGCUGUCUCCCUGGCAGAGGACUUCCUGGUGAGGCAGCAGGAGGUCAAAGGCUGGAGUAAGCAGAUGAUGGGAAAGUUGGAGGGGAAGUCUGGGCAGCCCCCCAGGGGAAAGCAAGGUCUCUCAAAAAUGGUGAAGGCACAGCUUUCUAGACAAGCAGAAGAGGAGGCAGAUGGGGAAGAAAGCUCAUUGGUCAGUGGUUGGCCUGAGCGAGAGAGGACGUCGUUGAGAUCUGCUGGAGAGGAUUCCUUCCUGGUUCCAGGGAAACCUGAUGGGGGUGGAUACGGAGCAGAGCAGCAGGAUGGAAAUGAAAGCAAGGAGGGAAUGGACCAGUUGGUUGGCUCCCAAGGGGUUUUCCAGGCUGCCGAUGAAUCCCCCUUCCUCAACACCAAGGGGAAAUACGAUGCAGGGGGCUUCAGCCAAAGUUCCCACCCUGUUCCGUGUGACGACACUGACCCAGAGGAGAAAUGUUACAAGUGUUGGCAUUGCAGCCAGAGCUUCAGCAGCAGCUCGGAUCUCUUGACCCACGAGAGGACCCACGUGGAUGAGAAACUAUAUAUAUGUUCCCACUGCGGAGAAAGAGAGAGGAUCCGCGCAGGGCAGUUCUCCCACGUCUGCUCCCACUGUGGGAAUAAAUUCAGCUGGAUUCCGCAAGGGGGGCUCAGCGCAGACAAGGAGAAAUGUUUCAUGUGCUCUGAGUGUGGGAAACGCUACAGUCGGCAGACAGACUGCCUUAAGCACCAGAAAACGCACACCAGGGAGAAACUCUAUAAGUGCUUGGCCUGUGGCGAAAACUUUGCAACCUCCGCCUCUCUCAAAGUCCACCGGAAGAUCCAUCGAGGGCAGAACGCUUACAAAUGUUUGCGCUGUGGGAAACGUUUCAUGUGGAAUUCCCAUCUGUUACUGCAUGAACGGAUCCACCGGGCCAGGUGCUCGUACUGCGGGAAAAGCUUCAGCCAAAAAUCAGAACUUUUUGAGCACGAGAGAACUCACACGGCGGCCAAGUAGCUGUUUGCUUGUUUUAGGAGUCCCUUGAGCUCCGAUGGCACAGAAUGGCCAGCAUCUUCAUUUGCCCAGACACGUUUUGUGGAAAUUCAGAUGUCAAAAAUCCAGAAGGCUGAUGACACAGCUGCCCCUUGCACACUGUUUUAAAAAUGAAAAACCUAAGAAGGCACGUGUCUGGCCAUGAAGAUGUCUUGCUGGCACUGGGACAGAUUGAGGCAGGAGUUCCACUGGGAAUCUUGUACUAAAGCAGCUUUCCCAGCCCAGUUCUAUAUGUUCUGAACUACAGUACCCAGAAUUCCUAGAGAGCACAGUCCUCAGCCAGGUUGGUGGAGGGACCCCAUGGGCACCAGGGCAGGUCAAGGUAAGAUUGUAAAGAGAGAGACCAUCUAAACACUAAUAACCUACAAUAACAGUCAGCUUUGUCUUCACCUUUGAAGAACCACAGAUCCUAAAGAUGGAAGUUUGUAUGUUUAGGAACUUGUCAGAGAAAAGCAAUACAGUCAGAGCGUUUGAAAUGUGCCGUGCCAGGAUGCCCCAGGGUUAAAUUAUAUUCCCUAUACUGUAAUGCAUUAAAUUGAUUUGUUUGGAUUGUUGAUGUGUUAUUUUUCUAUAAAGGUUGUUGGUGCACUUUGCAAAUUAAAGAAUAGCGUAUGGAUCAGCUUAAUUUGCUAUAGAGUUGCGCACAGGCAGAAGAGGAAGGGAACUAUUUAAUGGAAAUAUCUACUUAAUUGAAAGAUCACAAGCAGCUGUACUGAAGAGAAUACUUUUUAAAUCUCUUUUCUGAUGUUGGGCUAUUACUAUUCAAAAUGUAAGAUGGAAUGAACUGCACUGAUCUGGCAGUAGAUAACCCUAAUUUUCCAUGGUUGAAUUCUUUUCUAAUUUUCGACAAUAAAGUGAAAUAUAUUUGCCUUGCA
Messenger RNA from Candoia aspera, 2705 nucleotides. RefSeq names its product zinc finger and SCAN domain-containing protein 30-like. The transcript has 3 exons. The record is from RefSeq and is a predicted model, not a curated record. The coding region runs from base 43 to 1794 and encodes 583 amino acids. Gene Ontology annotation, molecular function: DNA-binding transcription factor activity, RNA polymerase II-specific; RNA polymerase II transcription regulatory region sequence-specific DNA binding. Gene Ontology annotation, cellular component: nucleus. Gene Ontology annotation, biological process: embryo development; urogenital system development; regulation of transcription by RNA polymerase II. NCBI's taxonomy places the organism in Eukaryota, Metazoa, Chordata, Lepidosauria, Squamata, Candoiidae.